CUGGAACACUUUGAAAUCUUGCUCCUCCUGAUCUAUAUCUCAUCUUCUUUACAGAUUCAAUAGAAACAUAUACUUCUCUUCUUUUAAACCGAAAGACAUCAAUUUUCAUAUUCUUCACUCUGAACCCAUCCGAUAACCCUAAAAAAAAAAUCUUUUCUCUGCAUCUCUCUCAUCUGCUAUAGAAAAUGGGGGUUCCAGGAAUCAAAUUUCCCAUAUUUAUGGUAAUUAGAAUAUUCGGAAUUGUAAUAGCAGCUCUUGUUUUCACAUGGACGUUUCAUUACAGAGGAGGAUUGGCUCUCGUCUCCGAUAACAAAGACCUCAUCUUUAAUGUUCAUCCUGUUUUAAUGGUCCUUGGACUAGUGCUCUUGAAUGGAGAAGCCAUGUUGGCAUACAAGACUGUUCCGGGGACAAAAAGCUUCAGAAAAUUAGUUCAUCUUACCAUACAGUGCAUUGCUUUUAUCUUGAGUCUUAUCGGUGUAUGGGCUGCUUUGAAGUUCCACAAUGAUAAGGGCAUCGACAACUUCUACAGUCUUCACUCGUGGUUAGGCCUAGCUUGCCUUUUCUUAUUUGGCAUCCAGUGGGCAGCUGGAUUCCUGACCUUUUGGUACCCAGGCGGGUCAAGAGACAGCAGGGCUGCCUUGUUGCCAUGGCAUGUGUUCUUUGGGAUGUAUGCAUAUGCCAUUGCCAUCGUGACUGCUACUAUGGGUAUCUUAGAAAAGCUUACAUUCCUUCAAACUAAUCAGGUAAUAUCACUCUACUCCACCGAGGCUUUGCUUGUAAACUCUUUGGGUAUUUUGAUUGUUGUUGUGGGCGGUUUCGUUAUUCUUGCCACGCUCACUUCGGUGAACGAAAAACAUGAUGGGCACAGUUACAGGGGACUAGUGGAAUAGAGUUUUCCCUGUAAAUCUCAAUGAGUGAUGUAGUUCUUUACCUAUGAAACAACCGGAGAAUGAUUUCGUUGAUAAGAGCAGAUAUUAAUACACGUCUAUCUGUGGGGGAACAUGGAAGU
Molecule: messenger RNA, 1009 nt
Organism: Hibiscus syriacus
Lineage: Eukaryota; Viridiplantae; Streptophyta; Magnoliopsida; Malvales; Malvaceae
Product: probable transmembrane ascorbate ferrireductase 2
Exons: 4
Coding region: 186-890 (234 amino acids)
Molecular function (GO): oxidoreductase activity
Source: RefSeq, a predicted model, not a curated record